AUGGCUUCCCUUGGCUAUCCCGGUUUUAAUCGGUUCCCUUGCGAACGUUCUGUUUCCAAACUGGGAGAUGUUGAUUUCUGGUGUGCAUUGGGCCCUAGUGCCCGGAAGCGUUGUGAGGCUUGUGCCUCCGCAGGGAAAUCUUGCAAACCCGCGCGUGAUACGCCUCUGCUGAGGCGCGUCAUGCGCGGGCGCGCAUUUAUCUUUACGGGGGUGGCGGCCGGGGAGGAUAUGGCCCGCCACAAAGAAAGCCUUCGUCGCUUGGUAAAGCGAUUGGAUGCUCCUCGCCUGGCAGUGUUGUCUGCUCGGGGCAGGGCGGGGGCAAAUCGCCGAGCGGCGGCUACGCCUGCGAGGAUGCAGGUUUUGGAGGCAGUGGUGGUGCCUGGUCCUUCCAGGGCAGAAGCGGAAGAGGAAGAGGAGGUUGUCGAGGAGGAUAUGGGGGUGUUGAGCUCCGGGGGCUUGGGGGCGGAGGGGUUGAUUGAGGAGGAUUUGGUGGAGGAGGAGUUGGCUGGAGAGCCUGAUUUCACGAGAUGGAAGUAG
Messenger RNA from Histoplasma mississippiense, 537 nucleotides. RefSeq lists its product with no specific name. NCBI's taxonomy places the organism in Eukaryota, Fungi, Ascomycota, Eurotiomycetes, Onygenales, Ajellomycetaceae. The coding region runs from base 1 to 537 and encodes 178 amino acids. The record is from RefSeq and is a predicted model, not a curated record. The transcript has 3 exons.